This is a messenger RNA of Triticum turgidum subsp. durum (durum wheat), 1086 nucleotides long. The record is from the annotation of a GenBank genome assembly. Lineage: Eukaryota; Viridiplantae; Streptophyta; Magnoliopsida; Poales; Poaceae.
AUGGCCACUCCUACUUGUCAGGAUUGGAUUUGGGAUUCGUGGAGCAGACCACGCGCGCGCUCUCUCUGCCCUCCACCGCGCUUCGCUCCCGCCGGGCCGCACAUGGCGACGGCCACCGCCUCCACGUCGCUCCGCCCGCCGCCGUCCCCGUUCCCGCCCCGGCUUGCGGGGUCGCUGCGCCAAUGGUGCUGGGGGAUGCCUACGCAUUCCUCUCGGAGGAGAGCCUUCCACGCGCAUCCGCGGAAGAGGAACACUUUGUUAUGCGCAGCCGUUAAAGGCCCUGAAGAAUCCUUCAAGAAGACCAUUGAAAUGGAUAGGCUGAUUGAUAUGCUUAGAGAUGCAAAUCCCAGAGAGCUUGAUCUAAUAGUGGUUGAAAAUAUUCUAGCGUUCAGUGAGGAUUUCUGGGUUCGGCUGGCUGCUCGGAUUGAUCUAUGCAAAUCGGAUGAUGAUAAAAAAGAUUAUGAAGAACUGGCAGAGAAUGUCAUGAACAUAGUUGACCGUGUCGUCCACAAGACUGAUGAGAAGAUUGAACAGUCAACUGAUGUUCUGAAGGCAAUUAUUAGUCCUGUUAUGAAUGAAGGAGAAGAUGGGAUGUGGCCACCGAGAAAUCCGGAGGCUCUCAAAUUGAUGGAAAAAGAAAUAUCAAACAGAGAAAAAGAAGGACAGCUAGAUGAGAGUUUUCUGUCAGAAGUUAAUGCUCAGCUGAGGCAAGCUAAAGACGAAGUAGAUAAGCCAGGGCUUCAAGUAAUGCUUCAAAAGGUGUUGCAACUAUAUGCUUCCAACUUUCUCCGAAAGCGCAGUUACGCUUAUAAAGGGGGAGAGGUUGUAGUGCCUGAAAAGUUUCUUGAAUCGAUAAUAGAGGCUCCCGAAAAUGACUGGAAUAGGCUGUUGCUUGAUGGACUUACAGUUGGAAAGGGAGAUGUUUCACCUGAAGAAUUUUACGCUGUUACCAAGAAGAGAAUUGAGAGAAUCUUGAUUCGCACGGAAGGAGGUUCUUAUCAGCAACGGGUACUUGUCGAAUAUAUAAAAGAGAUACAAGCUAGAGCAGAGGAAAUAGUGAACCGGCUUCAGGGCCCAGCUGUGUAA